AUGAGCGAAAUCACACACUCCACCAUUAAGGAUGGCUGGUUUAGCGAGACCUCUGAGAUGUGGCCUGGCCAGGCCAUGACCCUCAAGGUCAAGGAGGUCCUCCACCACGAGAAGUCCAAGUACCAGGAUGUGCUCGUUUUCGAGAGCACUGACCACGGCACUGUCCUCGUCUUGGACAAUGUCAUUCAAUGCACUGAGCGCGAUGAGUUCUCUUACCAGGAAAUGAUUACCCACCUUGCUAUGAACUCCCACCCCAACCCAAAGAAGGUGCUUGUUAUUGGUGGUGGUGACGGUGGUGUCCUCCGUGAGGUUGUCAAGCACGAGAGCGUCGAGGAGGCUAUUCUUUGCGACAUUGACGAGGCCGUUAUUCGCGUCUCUAAGAAAUACCUCCCCGGAAUGAGCAUUGGUUUCCAACACCCCAACGUCAAAGUCCACAUCGGCGAUGGCUUCAAGUUCCUGGAAGACUACAAGAACGAAUUCGACGUGAUCAUCACCGACAGCUCCGACCCAGAGGGACCAGCUGAGUCACUCUUCCAAAAACCCUAUUUCGAGCUUCUCAAUGGAGCUUUGCGCGAAGGCGGCGUGAUUACCACUCAAGGUUCUGAAAACCAAUGGCUCCACCUCUCGCUCAUCACCGACCUCAAAAAGGCCUGCAAGGAAGUCUUCCCCGUUGCCGAAUAUGCCUACACUACUAUCCCCACCUACCCAUCUGGCCAGAUCGGGUUCAUGGUAUGCUGCAAGGACGCUUCGCGAAACGUCAAGGAGCCUAUUCGUCAGUGGUCUCGUGAGGAGGAAGAACGCUUGUGCAGAUACUACAAUGCCGAUAUCCACCGCGCGAGCUUUAUUCUGCCCAACUUUGCUCGCAAGGCUCUUGAGUAA
Molecule: messenger RNA, 879 nt
Organism: Talaromyces atroroseus
Lineage: Eukaryota; Fungi; Ascomycota; Eurotiomycetes; Eurotiales; Trichocomaceae
Product: Spermidine synthase
Exons: 5
Coding region: 1-879 (292 amino acids)
Biological process (GO): spermidine biosynthetic process
Cellular component (GO): cytosol
Molecular function (GO): spermidine synthase activity
Source: RefSeq, a predicted model, not a curated record